AUGGGGCUGAUCUCGGGGAUGGUGGUGGGGACAAUGGUGGGGAUAGCGCUGGUGGCCGGGUGGAGCCGCAUGAUGAGGUAUCGCAGCACCAAACGCGUCGCCAAGGCUGUCGAUAUAAAACUUCUAGGAUCACUCAACAGAGAUGAUUUGAAGAAGCUCUAUGUGGUGAAAUGGCUAAACAAGCAAUUGAGUAAACUAUGGCCUUUCAUUGCAGAUGCAGCAACAAUGGUCAUCAAGGAUUCUGUAGAGCCACUACUGGAAGAUUAUCGCCCCCCAGGAAUAUCCUCACUUAAGUUUACAAAACUUUCUUUGGGAAAUGUUGCACCCAAAAUUGAAGGCAUCCGAGUUCAGAGCCUUAAGAAAGGUCAGAUUACAAUGGAUAUUGACUUUCGAUGGGGUGGAGAUCCAAACAUAAUUCUUGCAGUUGAAGCACUUGUUGCUUCACUGCCCAUUCAGUUGAAAGAUCUUCAGGUUUUCACUGUUGUACGUGUUAUUUUCCAACUUUCUGAAGAGAUCCCCUGCAUUUCUGCUGUUGUUGUUGCUCUCCUUGCUGUGCCAAAGCCUAGAAUAGAUUAUAUACUGAAGGCUGUUGGUGGAAGCUUAACCGCUAUUCCUGGGCUUUCGGACAUGAUUGAUGAUACUAUGAAUUCAAUUGUUACGGACAUGCUCCAGUGGCCUCAUAGAAUUGUAGUUCCACUUGGUGGAGUAGAUGUCGACACAAGCGAACUGGAGCUUAAACCACAGGGAAAGCUUACAUUGACUGUCGUGAAAGCAAAUGGUUUGAAAAAUAUGGAAAUAAUUGGUAAAUCUGAUCCUUAUGUGGUUCUGUCUGUACGCCCCAUGUUCAAGGUUAAAACAAAAGUGAUCAACAACAAUCUCAACCCUGUAUGGAACGAAACAUUUGAGCUGAUUGCCGAGGAUAAGGAAACACAAUCUGUUAUUCUUGAGGUUUUUGAUGAAGACAACCUUGCACAAGAUAAGAGAUUGGGUGUAGCCAAGUUAGCUUUGAUUGACUUGGAACCUGAGACUAAUAAGGAAUUUGAUAUGAGGCUGCUACCCUCACUAGAUACACUAAAGAUUAAGGACAAGAAGGACAGAGGAACUCUUACAAUAAUGGUAAUGUAUCAUCCAUUCACAAAGGAUGAACAACUACAGGCCGUGGAACAAGAGAAGAGGACUUUGGAGGAGAGGAGGAAAAUGAAGGAGGCAGGAAUGAUUGGGAGCACGAUGGAUGCGCUUGGUGGGGCAGCAUCCUUGGUUGGGUCAGGGGUCGGGCUGGUGGGUACGGGGAUUGGGACUGGUGUGGGGUUGGUAGGUUCGGGCAUUGGAGCUGGUGUUGGCUUAGUAGGUUCAGGCAUUGGAGCUGGUGCAGGGCUGGUGGGAACUGGACUUGGUGCUGUGAGCAGUGGUCUGAGCAAAGCAGGAAAGUUCAUGGGUAAAAGUGUGGCAAACCAGUUCAGCAGUGCUCGGAGGAACGGUAGCAGCUCCCCGGCAGGACAGGGAGAAGGAAAUGGAAGCUAAGCUGGCCAGCUCACACUUUUUUUUUUUUUAAGCUGAAAACGUAAGUACCAUACAUAACGUGUAUGGAUACAACCAAUAAAACCAGAAAACAGAACAUCACGGAGAGCAGUAGGCAGCUCCGAGUCUCCUUCCCAAAGGUGAUCCCCGUGUGGUUAGCAACAAAAGAAGCAACUCAGUCUGUCGUCCCGUUGGCCUAUCUGAACACGUCUCGUCUGAAGCACCAGUCCGUCAGCAACUAUGGACCGAAUAUCUCUCACUAGCGGGUGGUAGCCGCCGACCCAUCCAGAAGUCUACAGGAUCCACUCAACAACCGUCGCAGAAUCAUCCUCCAAGAGGACGUGUCGCCCCGCAGGGCACCAACCCGGCAGCUCACACUUCUUGACUGGUUCACUUUGUAUCUUUCUCAAUUUCUGUGCUUUUUAUGUUUGACGUAUGCGAGUACGUUGAUAGAGCAGUAAGAAUGCUCGAGUGGUUUCUCUGUUCUUUAUUGGAUUACAUUCUGUGCGAACCAUUUGAUGUUUUGAGAGACUCAUGUCAGCUAGAUCCAUCCUUCAAGACAGGCUCAGAUAGAAAAAAAAAAAAAA
Molecule: messenger RNA, 2105 nt
Organism: Phoenix dactylifera (date palm)
Lineage: Eukaryota; Viridiplantae; Streptophyta; Magnoliopsida; Arecales; Arecaceae
Source: RefSeq, a predicted model, not a curated record